This is a messenger RNA of Rhinopithecus roxellana (golden snub-nosed monkey), 2798 nucleotides long. It is a transcript of the gene ZNHIT6, whose product is annotated as zinc finger HIT-type containing 6. The record is from RefSeq and is a predicted model, not a curated record. Gene Ontology annotation, cellular component: nucleus; pre-snoRNP complex. Gene Ontology annotation, biological process: maturation of LSU-rRNA from tricistronic rRNA transcript (SSU-rRNA, 5.8S rRNA, LSU-rRNA); box C/D snoRNP assembly; snoRNA localization. The coding region runs from base 301 to 1554 and encodes 417 amino acids. NCBI's taxonomy places the organism in Eukaryota, Metazoa, Chordata, Mammalia, Primates, Cercopithecidae. The transcript is spliced from 10 exons.
GCGUUGCUUUACGGCGAUUCGAGCAGUCGCGUCAAGCUGACUAUUCUGGGCUCUUGGCUACUUGGCUUCGCACGUGGGCCGCCGUAGGUAUUCCGAUCGGUAGUUCCUCCUAUUCGUGUGUAGCAGCCACAUUGAAGGAUAGAGUGGCAACAGAGGCCAAGUAUCGUGAGUUUGCUGCUGAAAAUGAAGGGAAGUCUGGGGGAGGUCUCCACAGCGUAGCUGAGGGGGUGCGGCUAAGUCCAGAGCCUGGCACGGGCGGAGGAGGUCGGCGGCAGAGAGGAGGGGAAAGGGCUGACAGGAAUGAAGGAGAUAGGGGCUGGAGAGAAAGGAAGUGGACAAAGGCCAGAGGAAAUACCGAUGGACCUAACGGUAGUGAAGCAAGAAAUUAUGGACUGGCCAGAUACAGAAGGCAGGUUGGCUGGCCAGUGGGUAAAACAGGAGGUGGAGGAUAGGCCUGAGGUGAAGGAUGAGAAGGCAGGCGUAUUGGAGGUGAAGCAGGAGACGGAUAGUAGUUUAGUGGUAAAAGAAGCGAAGGUGGGUGACCCAGAGGUAAAGGAAGAGAAGGUAAAGGAAGAGGUAAUGGACUGGUCAGAAGUGAAGGAAGAGAAGGAUAACUCGGAGAUGAAACAGGAGGAGAAGUUUGUUGGUCAAUACAUAAAAGAGGAAGUGAUGCAUGGAGAGUGUGUAAAAGAAGAGAAGGAUUUCCUGAAGAAAGAAACCGUGGAUGAUACAAAGGUGAAAGAAGAGCCUCCGAUAAAUCACCCGGUGGGUUGCAAGCGGAAACUGGCCAUGUCAAGGUGUGAAACUUGUGGUACAGAAGAAGCAAAGUACAGAUGUCCACGUUGUAUGCGAUAUUCCUGCAGUUUGCCCUGUGUAAAGAAACACAAAGCAGAACUGACAUGUAAUGGAGUUCGAGAUAAAACUGCAUACGUUUCAAUACAACAGUUUACUGAAAUGAAUCUCCUAAGUGAUUAUCGAUUUUUGGAAGAUGUGGCAAGAACAGCGGACCAUAUUUCUAGAGAUGCUUUUUUGAAAAGACCAAUAAGCAAUAAACAUAUGUACUUUAUGAAAAAUCGUGCCCGAAGGCAAGGUAUUAACUUGAAACUUCUACCCAGUGGAUUCACCAAGAGGAAGGAGAAUUCAACCUUUUUUGAUAAGAAAAAACAGCAGUUUUGUUGGCAUGUGAAGCUCCAGUUUCCUCAAAGUCAAGCUGAGUACAUAGAAAAAAGAGUACCAGAUGAUAAAACUAUUAAUGAAAUCCUAAAGCCUUACAUUGAUCCUGAAAAGUCUGAUCCUGUAAUUCGUCAAAGGUUGAAAGCCUACAUUCGCUCUCAGACUGGGGUUCAGAUUUUAAUGAAGAUUGAAUAUAUGCAGCAAAAUUUAGUAAGAUAUUAUGAACUAGAUCCUUACAAAAGUCUCCUAGACAAUUUGAGGAACAAAGUGAUCAUUGAGUAUCCAACAUUACAUGUGGUAUUGAAAGGAUCCAAUAAUGACAUGAAAGUUCUCCACCAAGUGAAAAGUGAAUCUACCAAGAACCUUGGCAAUGAAAAUUGAGCACUUUUUCUGGUAGAAGAAUGUGAAAACUUCCAGACAACUGCAGCAGAGUCUGCAUUGAUGGACUGUUGGCUGAUUGGGGUAUUGUCAAUGGGUGAUGGUGGAAUUUUUUCUUUGUAUGAAAAGUAAGCUUAACUCUUUUAAAAAAUGUAUCUUACAGCCUCUUGAAUUAAUUGACUUGUAAGACCCUUUUAUUCUUAUUAAGAACUCUCCUUUGCACUUGAUCAGCAUAGUACUUAUUAGGCCAUGGCUUUUAAUAUGCUUAAUUCCAUAAACUGAAAACCUUUUUUUUUCUUUUUUCCUUCUUUUUUUUUUGAGAUGGCAUCUUGGAGUGCAAGCGGUAUGAGCAUAGCUUCCUCAAACUCCAGGGCUCAAAUGGUCCUCCCACUGCAGCCUCCCAACAGGCUUAUACCACCACACUCAGCUAAUUUUUUUUUUUUUUUUUGUGGUAGAGACAGGGUUUCGCUCUUUUGCCCAGGCUGGUCUCAAAUUCCUGGCCUCAAGCAAUCCUUCCACCUCAGCCUCCAAAGCAUUGGGAUUACAGGCAUCAGCCACCACAUCUGGCCUUGAAAACUUUUUUAUUUGUUAAUUUGAUGUGUGACCAAACCCAAGGAUCAUCCGUGUCAACCACAAAGUUGGCAUUCUCUUUAGUAGAACCUCACUAAACAGAAAGGCAGUGCAAUGCACUGUCUAGCCACAGGAGAACUAAUCUUCCAUCAGUUGCCCUUUCUUAUCUUUGGAGUUUAUAUGUAACUUACCCUUAUGAGACAACUUUUCCACUUGAGAAACUCCUAGUACAAUGUCUUGUACUAGAAGCCUGAAUAAAUACUAUUAACUACUGUUUCUUAUAUUCACUUGAGAAAAUCAAUGGCUCCACAUUGUUUGAGCCAUUAGUGCUAACAAAUUUGGGUUUACUUAUUCAAGUCUUAUGAAUUCUGUGCCUUUCAUCACAUUCCUAGUCCACUCUCAUCAUUACUGCAAAAGGGUGUUGUGAUGGCCAGUUUUAUACUGUGUUUUGAUAUGUCUAGCAAUAACUUAAAGAAAAAAUAACUGGGAAAUCUUCAACAUGUUACUGGAAUGUGUAUAUAUGUAUUAAUGUAUAUACAUGGCUUAACUUAUACGUUAUGGCAGCUCUGUAUACAGUUUGAUCUCACAUACUGAAAAAAAUUCUUAAUUUUAUUGGAGUUUAUACCACUAUGAAGCUGCAAUAUAACUGUAAGAGAGUAAAAAAGAUUGUUACAUCU